GAGCGUGCGUGCACGAGCACAAGAGCAGCGGCAAAAGGGUCCCAAACCAACGCAACCAAAACCCCAACCCCUCCUCACCGGUCACCAGCAACGGCGAGGACGCCCAACCAAAACCCACCAUGGCGCCACGCCUCGCUCGCCUUCCCUAGCUCUGUCCGCUCGACCCGUCUCGCUAUGCAACCAACCUGCAGCUGCCCAAGACUAGAUAGCUCCACUACGCACUCGCUCGCCUCACCACCAAAGAAGCCAGUAGCGAGCGAGCGAUGGAUCACUCCACGAAGCCAGCUGCUGCCCUCCCCGCGUCCUCGACACGGCGAUGGGUCCUCGCCACCUCCCUCUGCUCCCUCGCGUGCCUCUUCCUCCUCUCCGCCGGUCUAAUGCUCGUCGCCGCCGGGUACCGCCCGUUCCAGCCGGGCACGGCGGCGCCGUGGGACCGCUUCUCCAGGGUGCAAAGUGCCUCGCAUGCUGCCGCCGUCGCGCCGGCGCCAGACUCAUCGUCGUCAGACGCACUUGAUUUGGGCCACGAGGACGAGGAGGAUGCCGAGCCCCCAGCACCGGCCCCCGCGGCGGCGGAGGAAGCGGGGGACGACGACAGCGAGUGCGACCUGUUCGACGGGAAGUGGGUGGAGGAGCCGGUGGGUUACCCGCUGUACGGGGCCGCGGAGUGCCCGUUCCUGAGCGACCAGGUGGCGUGCCGCCGGAACGGCCGGCCGGACUCCGGCUACGAGCGGUGGCGGUGGCGGCCCAGGGGCUGCGGCGGCCGCACGAGGCUGGGCGGCGCGGAGGCCCUGGAGCUGUGCCGGGACAAGCGGCUGGUGUUCGUGGGCGACUCGCUGAACCGCAACAUGUGGGAGUCGCUCGCCUGCAUCCUCUACGCGGCGGUGCCGGACCGGUCGCGGACGCGCAUCGUCGACGACGCCGGCUCCGAGUACAGGAUCUUCCGCGCCAUGGACUACAAUUGCUCCGCGGAGUUCUUCUGGAGUCCGUUCCUCGUGAAGCUCGAAACAAAGAUCAACCAGACUAGGGCGCUGAAGCUGGACCAGCUGCCGGUCAUGCUGCAGAGGACCGUGCGCGCAGAUGUUCUCGUCUUCAACACCGGCCACUGGUGGACUCACACUAGCAAGCUCAGGGCGUGGGACCAUUUCGAGAGAGACGGGAAGAUGGUUGAGAUGGCAGGGGAGGAAGCCUUCAACAGAGCGCUGAGGACCUGGGCUAGGUGGGUCGACCGCAACAUAGACCCCAGCAGAACCAGAGUAUUCUUCCGGAGCGUCUCGCCUGAACACAAGAGUGUAAACUGGUGCUACAACCAGACGUCCCCAAUCUCCACUGGAACAGUAGCUCCAGGGUUUCCAAAAAGCCUGGUCACCAUUGUCGAGAGGAACAUCAAGAACAUGAGAACACCGGUCACAUAUCUGAAUAUCACCCACCUCUCAGAGCUCCGGAUCGACGCACACCCAUCGGUUUACACCAUCACUCGGGAAGGGAAACUGCUUAGCACAGAGCAGCAGCAGCAACCACUCACAUAUGCUGACUGCAGCCACUGGUGCCUACCAGGGCUACCAGAUACCUGGAAUAUGCUUUUGCUUGACUCUUUGAUGAGACCUCCCUCUAAUGUACAUUUGCCAGGGUGAAGCGUAAUACUAUUUUUGGGGGGCA
Messenger RNA from Panicum hallii, 1656 nucleotides. Its product is annotated as protein trichome birefringence-like. NCBI's taxonomy places the organism in Eukaryota, Viridiplantae, Streptophyta, Magnoliopsida, Poales, Poaceae. Gene Ontology annotation, molecular function: O-acetyltransferase activity. The transcript has 5 exons. The record is from RefSeq and is a predicted model, not a curated record. Bases 264 to 1631 code for a protein of 455 amino acids. Gene Ontology annotation, cellular component: Golgi apparatus.